AUGAAAAGACAAGCAGAUCAAGAACUUGACUCACUUGAAAAAGAAGUCAACAGAAAGAGUACAUUACCCAAUGAUAACGAUCUUCAAUAAUAAGAUGGAGCAGUUGAAAGCAAAGUCAAUUAAGAGAAAAAGGAAGAUGCAGAAGAAGGCAAGAAUGAUAAGAUGUCCUUGCCAAAAUGCAGAGUAGCAUUAAUUGUAGGCUAUAAUGGUAGCAACUUCUGUGGAUCAUAAAAGUAAAUAAAAUAAUUAGUAAAGGUAUUUAGAAAUCCAGAUGUUAGAAGUGUUGAGGAAGAAAUUGAAAAGGCCUUGUAUAGAUUAGGAGCUAUUUCAGACUAUAAUUAUGGGGACUUGAAGAAAAUAGGCUGGAACAGAGCUACAAGAACUGAUAAGAGAGUUCAUGCUAUAUAGAACUGCUUUUCAUGCAAAAUUCAUAUUAGUAAAGAUGAAAAUGAAGAUGAGGAAUAUAGAAAAAAGCUUAAUUAAGAAUUGCCAGAGGAUAUUAAGGUAUUUGCAAUCAUUAGACCAACUAAUAGAUUCAAUACAAAACUAAAUGCAGAUGAUAGAGAGUACUCAUAUUUCCUACCAACUUUCAUGUUCAAAAGCAUGAAAGAUGGAUGGUAUGGUUCUGGCUUAAAUAGGAAACAGAAGGGAAAUAAAACUGGGGAGGAAAGUAAAAAUUAGGAGACUAAUUAAGAGGAGGAAAAGAAGACAUCUGGCAUUAAGAUUAUCAGAAAGGAUCAUAGAUAAAAUAAAGAGGGAGGAGAUGAUGAGGAGCAUUUUGAUAAUGACCAUGAUGCUCAGUACUAGGAUUUAUACUUAUUCAGAAAUAUAGAUCAUAUUCCAAAAGAGGAAUUCGCAUCUCUAUAUGCAUACAGACUCAGUGAUGAGAAUAAGUAAAGAGUUUAGUAACUAUUUACUAUGUUUAUGGGCUCAAAGAAGUAUCAUAACUACACUAAAUAGAUCAGGGCUCAUCAAAUGGCUGCUUAAAGAUUCAUGAUGAUUUUAAAAGCUGAGGAUUUCAUGUAUGUAAAUUACGAGACAAAUGAAUUAACAAACAAAGAAGAUCCAAAAGCAAUUGAGUUUAUUCAUUUCUUCCUUAAAGGAUAAUCCUUUCUAUACAAUCAAAUUAGAAAGAUGAUUGGAGUAAUGAUACAAGUAUUCAGAGGGGAUCUUGAUGAUAAAUUCAUCCCUAAUUCUUAAAGAGAUAAUGUGGUUAAUGUGGCGUUAGCUCCAGGUGAUGGUUUAUUACUAGAGAAAGUGUGCUAUGAAAAGUAUAAUGCAAAUAAAAGAGAUAUUAAGAACGAUAUCUUCAUCAAGUAUGUAGCAGCUCACUAGGAAGUUAAAGAGUUUAGAGAGUAAUUGGUUAGACAUAUUGCUCAAAGAGAAAUCGCUGAUAAAGCUUUCACCAAAUGGUUAAGCUAGUUUGAUGACUACUCUGAGGAUUACUAUAUUGAUAAACCUCCUCAAGCAGCUGAAUUAAAGAUUCGUCUUUGA
This is a messenger RNA of Stylonychia lemnae, 1494 nucleotides long. NCBI's taxonomy places the organism in Eukaryota, Ciliophora, Spirotrichea, Sporadotrichida, Oxytrichidae. The record is from the annotation of a GenBank genome assembly.